Messenger RNA from Somion occarium, 1619 nucleotides. The record is from the annotation of a GenBank genome assembly. Lineage: Eukaryota; Fungi; Basidiomycota; Agaricomycetes; Polyporales; Cerrenaceae.
GAGCACUGGCUGCCUGGUUGCAGCUCACUAACAAACUACUAACUUACUCUCCAAAGAAAUCCAUUGUCCACGUCCUCAGACUUUGAUGUCCUCACUAGAGUCGCCUCUGAAUGCGGCUCAUCAACACGCCGCAAAUGCCGAAGACUACAUGGCCCAAGGAUUGCUCAUUCCUGCAGCGGAAGAGCACUACAAAGCAGCCGAGGCUUUCCUCGCAUGCGUUGAGGCCUCCAGUGAAGAAAAUACGAAGCGCACCCUUCGAAUGCUUUAUAGCGAACACAAUAAGGCUGGAAAGGAGCUCCAGAGGAAGAUUGCAAAGCUGAAAGAUGAGAACAAAGAUCCUUCGUUGCCGCAGAAGCCACCCCGAGUUGCUUCAAAUCAGUCUGGUCCUGCUUCUAUGGCUCCACCUAUACAUCCUCCGUCUCCGCCUCCUGGCAAUGUUCCGAGCAACCUAUCUGACUCCCAACAGACUGUUGAUGAAUCUUUCAUGCUGCUAGCGCAGAGGAGCGAAGGUGGUGACGCGUUCAACCAUUUCUGGAAGAUCACUGAAGGAAUGCUGGAUUACCUUUCCCAACCCGUUGCAUUUGCCAUUGCACCUCUUGGACCUCCUGAAAAUAAAUGGUCUGGCCCUCGCCGUCGGGAUACCAGCUCAAGCAGCGACACUGAUAUUGAAGACACUAUCUCGCGGACACUAUCGCGCGGUGUAGGUUUGGUGAAGGCCGCCAGUUCGAAGAUGCUCGCUCGAAAUGACUCGUAUCCACUUUCAUCCGAUAGUGAUAUUGGUCACAAUACCUUGCCAUCCGAACCUGCAGCGACUGCACUCAUUGACGAUUGGGAUGACGAUGUCUUCAGUGAUGAUGAUCAUAUGGCGGAUUCUUUUUUCGUGGUCCCUUCGUCGAAAGCUGAGUCCUCAGCUUCGGCUCUUAAGAGGGAGAAUGCCGCACUCAAGGCUAAAGUCGAAGAAAUGCAAAAACAGAUGGAACUGGCGGAUCGUGCACUCAAGCAGAGAAAGGAACAUGAUCAGCAACUCCGUGAUAGUAUCAUGUUAGCUAGGAAGGAGGCUCAACGUGCAAUGACAUCUUCCAUGAUGCGACAAGGGCCGGCACCUGUUGACCUUGCUACGUUGACGAUCAACACACCGCCAGUACCCGCGGCUGUUGCAGUACUGAAUCCACAACCUGGCCGGGAUAGAGAAGCCCAACUCUUGCGCAGAGUGCGAGAGCUUGAGGAAGAGUUGCGUAUGGCAAAGAUUGACAACGAGAAACAGGUGCGUCAUUGCAAUUCUCGACUUAUGAGUCUCAGGGAUGACUGGCCCGCAGAAAGCGAUGAUCAAUAAGUUCCGAGAAAGGUGGGAACGGUUGAAGGAAACCGCGAAGCGUAAGAAGCAGGCAAGGGCGGCAGCAGAAGCUACUUCGGUUGUCAACGAUCGUAUAGAAGAGGAUCCCGAAGCUGAAGCUCAGGCGGAGCAGGAUGAUCUGCAUACUUGAGAAACAUAUGACCAGAUCCUGGGAUUUGCUGGAGUCACAUCCGAGUUCUUUCAUUCGCUGGACUGGACUAUUGUAUGACUAGUACACAACAAAUAUAUGUAAAAAAAUCUUGAAAAUGUGUUUCUUCCAUUCAUG